AUGCGACUAGUGGCGAUCGGAAAGAAGCUUGAAUUACGACUGGAGGAUCGGGCAUCAGGGCAGCUGUUCGCGAAAUGUCCGGUGGACGAGUAUCCUGGUAUCAGCAUCGAGCCUGUCGUCGAUUCUUCACGAUAUUUUGUUGUUCGCUUGAAAAAUGACAACGGCCAAACGGCAUUCAUC
Molecule: messenger RNA, 180 nt
Organism: Gongylonema pulchrum
Lineage: Eukaryota; Metazoa; Nematoda; Chromadorea; Rhabditida; Gongylonematidae
Source: the annotation of a GenBank genome assembly